AUGCUGCGCGUGCUAGUCAUCCCCGUGCCUACCCGUUUCAAAGAUCUUGACAAAAAGAUCGACCUCGCCAUCGGCCUACAGCUACACCAUAUAACCAAAGCCGCCCUCUGCACCGCGCAAGCGGAAACUAUCGAACCUUCCAAGGCUAUUAACCAGGCCUCGACCUUCAUCCACCAAAACCCGCUGCUCCUCAGCAUCGAGGUUAAGCGCACGUAUGGCGGCACCGAUCCGAUGGUCCAACUGGCUGCUUGGGUCGCCGCCGAGUUCAUUAAGUGCGAGAUCGAAGAAGUAGAUAUUGGGAUGCCGGCGCUGGCCAUGGAGAUCGAGGGCGAUUACUGGCGGUUGUAUGCUGUGGUUGCGACGAUAGAUGAAGCGGAUCUGGAUGCAAAUGGCACUGAGGGGACGCUCAGGCUUAGUGUUAUGGGCCAAGUGACGCUGGGGAGCACGGAUAGUUGGCUUAGCAUGUGUCGUUUAUAUGCCAAUCUGUGUUGCAUCGUAGAUUGGGGUCGGACCGUGUAUCUAGAGUGGUUUGGACGCGAGGUUCUUGGCAUCUACAAGAAGAAGGCCGCGGCGGCUUUUAGGUAG
Mytilinidion resinicola is the source of this 585-nucleotide messenger RNA. RefSeq lists its product as uncharacterized. The transcript has a single exon. Bases 1 to 585 code for a protein of 194 amino acids. NCBI's taxonomy places the organism in Eukaryota, Fungi, Ascomycota, Dothideomycetes, Mytilinidiales, Mytilinidiaceae. The record is from RefSeq and is a predicted model, not a curated record.